ACUUUCAAUUUAACGAUUAAUAAAAUCGAUUAACGCACCAUAAACUAUUCAGAAUAAUCGAUGCAAUAUCGAACAAUCCUACUUCAAAAUCUUUCAAAAUUGGCGCAGUAGAAAAUCUGCGACUCCCACUCAAUAAAAUGAACAACGGACGGAAUGGAGUUCACGUUCUUCUUAUAGGCUACUCACGGCCGGAUAACAAUGAUUCGACCGCCAUCCGUGCUAAUUGUACCUGCACUUUAAUUCGUACUCGUAACGGGCGGAAUAUCAUAGUGGAUACACUUACCGCUUGGGAUGGAGAACGCCUGACUGAGGUGCUGCAUAACUUGCAUGGCCUACAGCCAAAAGAUAUACAUGUGGUGGUCUGUACUCAUGGUCAUUCCGAUCAUACAGGCUGUAAUUAUCUCUUCCGGGCAGCGGAAUGGCAUAUUGUAGGUGCUUGUAUUUCCAAUCGUGACAAGUAUUUGGAUUGUGCUCUAACCCGUGGGGAAUCUGAACCUUUUCAAUUGUGUAGCGAUGACGUGACAGUAGUUCGUACCCCAGGACACACACUCAGCUGCGUAUCAGUGUUGGUUCGCAACACCGUACAAGGUGUUGUGGGUGUUUGUGGUGAUCUUUUUGAGCGUGUUGAGGAUAUAGCUGAUCCUAAUAUUUGGUUGGAAGCCGGCAGUGAAAACGCAUCCUCGCAGAAGCGACAGCGUUUACGCAUGGCAGAAUUGUGUGAUUAUAUAGUACCAGGACAUGGACAAGGUUUUGCGGUAACACAGCAAAUGCGUGAAAUGUUACGACAACAAGUCAAUGCAAGCAGUGAUCAUAUGGAAGAUGCUUGUACUUGAACUAAGCCUUUGGCUUAUACAAGUAUAUGGGCUCAUUAGAAAAAACCAGGAGUCGUUAUUUAACAAGAUACAUAUUUGCAAAACCACCAGCUUUCCAAUUGAGAACUAAAUUUAAAUAAAUAUUCAGGUAAAGUUUUGUAAUUGCUUAAA
This is a messenger RNA of Rhagoletis zephyria (snowberry fruit fly), 983 nucleotides long. RefSeq names its product metallo-beta-lactamase domain-containing protein 1-like. The record is from RefSeq and is a predicted model, not a curated record. NCBI's taxonomy places the organism in Eukaryota, Metazoa, Arthropoda, Insecta, Diptera, Tephritidae.